AUGCGUAAUCCUCUAGCUGGUAUUUUGAACCCCAAUAGAGGCUUUCUCGAACUAUAUCGAUGCUAUCCUAUUGCAAUGAUGCAACACGGAAGCGAAAGAGAAAACGUCAAUUAUGGUGGAAAAAUCAUUCUUCCGCAGUCAGCAUUAGAGAAAUUAUCUCAGCUGAAUAUAUCAUAUCCUAUGCUUUUCCGUUUGAAUAAUGGGCAAGAGAAGAAGCAUACACAUGCAGGUGUACUUGAGUUUAUCGCAGAGGAAGGACGAGCAUAUUUUCCACAAUGGAUGAUGGAAUCUCUCAAGGUCGAACCUGGAAACCUUAUCGAAGUUAAAAAUAUUACCCUCCCACUUGGAUCUUUUGUGAAGAUUCAACCUCAGUCGACAGACUUUUUAGAUAUCAGUGAUCAUAGAGCAGUGCUUGAGAAUGCUCUGCGCAACUUUUCAACACUGACGGCCGGAGAUAUGAUUCAGAUCAACUACAAUAGUAAAGUAUACGAAAUUAAAGUACUGGAAGUCAAGCCUAAUCACGAAGAUCAUGGUGGUAUAUCUAUCGUUGAGACCGAUUUGGAGGUCGAUUUUGCGCCACCUGUUGGUUAUGUUGAGCCAAGCAGACCUACACCUACACCUUCAAUGAAGAGUCAGAUGGUUAUUGAUGUUCCAGAAACACCAAAAAAAACCGAAACGUCUGCAUUUAGUGGAAGCGGACAAAGUUUGAGAGGAAAAGGAAAAGAACCAAUAAGAACCGAAAAUCCUAUGGAUGUGGAUACAGACUUUGGAGAGGAAAGCCGAUUUGAUCCUAACGACGAUGGACCGCUCAAUCUUCCAUUUGGCCAACUGUUCUUUGGGUACAAGGUUGUUCCUCCAAAGAGCACAGAAGAAGAAAGCGAUGUCAAAAAGACACAUGUAUUUUCCGGAUCAGGACAGACGUUAAGAACUAAGAAAGGGGGCUCAAGUAAACCAAAGUAG
Messenger RNA from Phycomyces blakesleeanus NRRL 1555(-), 960 nucleotides. RefSeq lists its product as hypothetical. Gene Ontology annotation, cellular component: VCP-NPL4-UFD1 AAA ATPase complex. Bases 1 to 960 code for a protein of 319 amino acids. Gene Ontology annotation, molecular function: polyubiquitin modification-dependent protein binding. The record is from RefSeq and is a predicted model, not a curated record. The transcript has 8 exons. Lineage: Eukaryota; Fungi; Mucoromycota; Mucoromycetes; Mucorales; Phycomycetaceae.